UCCGCGCGUCGAACAUGGCCGAUAUGCCGUGAUACCGUGCGUAUGUGUUGAAGCGUCGAAAUUUGAAGUGCUGAAUCGCGGAGUUUUACUGGGGAAAGAAUUUUUGGACUGCGAUCAUGGCGCCUUUCAAGUUUCACUUUUCAAAAAUGUCAAAAUCACGGAGUAAGGACAGUAGAAAUAGCACCGAGAGUGAGGAGCCCACAUGCCUGAGCCAAACUACUUCACGAAGCACGCCCGAAACUCCGGCGAUUGAAAAUAUCGGGGGUAUUCCUGAGAAUUCAUCGGAUGUCAGUCGAAGCUCACCUCCUCCUUCGUACGAAUACGUUCUUGAGGAGACGCGAAUGGGUCAGACCGCGAAUGUGGUUGAGGAGCAGACGGAGAGCGCAAGUGACACAGAAACGCAUCAGGGAGACGAGGUGGGAGGCACGAGUAUUCAGAAUAUCAUCGAAACCCCUCGCCCGGAAAUGCACAAGUCGAGUAAGGAAUUGUACAGAGCUGUUGCUAAACAGUGGGGAAUAACUUGCAAAAUGAGCGAUCAUUGCCGAUGCUUCGACUGCCAGAGCCAUUACUUUGACUGUGAAUACGAGAAAGAUGAACAAGCAAAGACUGAUGGUGGUUUGAGUGCUGGCACCCCGAUGUUCCUCGCUGAAGUGAUGCACGGAACCGCAUGUGUACUACUGUAAAUACGAAACACUCGGCUUUAAAAGAUUCUGCGGGGAGGUAUUGAAAAAAAGCUGAAUACUUUUCCACAAUUACUCAAUAUAUGGAGUAAGUACAUGGGGCUGUUGAAAUUCACAGAGAACCCUUUUACAUCCUUGUAACUACUCGAAUAUACACCGUAGGUGGUACUAUUUUUUCACCUUGACACAAUAAUAAUUGUCGAUAAAUUUACACUAUUUUUUCCUUUGCUGAACUGAAUAAUUCGAUGCUGGAGAUGCAUAAUGUCCCAAUAUCCCAAUUUUUGAAUAUUUUCGAGUGCCUCUUGAUGAACGAGCAGGAAAGAGGGACGAAUACUCAAUUCAAAUUUUGAAAAUCAAAAUUUACGGAGGAAUUUUUAUACCUAAUACUCGUAUAGACUUCAAUGUUGCCUCUGUCCACAAAUACGUCACAGCACAAAAUACUGUAGUAGCGAGGCGGAUUAUUCAAUUGAUUGUAUCAGCCGGAGACUAGAGUUUUGAAUUUGUACCGACUGAAUCAAUUAUCUUCACAGCCGAUUUUUUUACAUGAAACUUUAUACUAAAUGAAUGAAAGUAUUAUUCAACGUUACAUUUGUGGUGAUAAUUUAUUAUUGGACAGGAUAAUUAUUAUAUUAUUUGCAGAUUUUCCCCCCUUUGAUCUUUGAAUUCCGAUUGAUAAAUGUCUAUAAUAAAGUUGAAUGUAUUACUUAUCGCAAGAGUAUGUAAACCCCCACAAUAGGUGUAUUUACGUUAUGCAAAUAGCUUAUUAUAUAUUUAGAUCAAGAGAUAUUGACUUAAUUUUCCACCCUAAUUGUCAAUAGAUUUCUCAAUAGUUUGAAGAGAUGAGCGCGAAGUAAAAAUGUGAUAAUUCAUAAAUAGUGAUACCAAGAUGACGAAAGUUGCCAUUGAUUUGUUUUACUGGUGUUGAUACCACUAUUGAUGAUAGUUGCAACGAGGAUGUCAGAGACGCGAGGAAUUGCUAGACUGAUUUAGAUAGGGAUAUCGUAAUUUUUCCAUGCAGACGAGAGCUCCUAUAUUUGGAAGUGGUCAGGUCCCAUUUGUGAUUAUGUUAUUGUAAAAAUAUUGUGUAUUAUAAUGUUUAAUAAUGAAAAUUGUCGAUGGAGUGUGAACAUGUGGGCUAUUCCAUCGAGUCCAGUUAGGAAUGGCCUGACAAUAUGUACCGGCCUCACCAGGAAAGUUCCAACAAGUAAAUGUCUGUAUUUUAUGUCAAUAAAAAUAAAUCCUGUUUUUGCUGGAAAUUUAA
Molecule: messenger RNA, 1941 nt
Organism: Diachasma alloeum
Lineage: Eukaryota; Metazoa; Arthropoda; Insecta; Hymenoptera; Braconidae
Exons: 4
Coding region: 117-683 (188 amino acids)
Source: RefSeq, a predicted model, not a curated record